Drosophila rhopaloa is the source of this 3711-nucleotide messenger RNA. RefSeq names its product protein dissatisfaction (gene dsf). The record is from RefSeq and is a predicted model, not a curated record. Gene Ontology annotation, molecular function: zinc ion binding; nuclear receptor activity; RNA polymerase II cis-regulatory region sequence-specific DNA binding. NCBI's taxonomy places the organism in Eukaryota, Metazoa, Arthropoda, Insecta, Diptera, Drosophilidae. The transcript has 5 exons. Bases 248 to 2305 code for a protein of 685 amino acids. Gene Ontology annotation, biological process: regulation of transcription by RNA polymerase II; anatomical structure development; cell differentiation.
CUUCCCGUUUCAUUCGCAGUUGGUCCGUCAGCCCAUGCGAUCUGUUUCUGGUUCCAGCGGCAGCAAAUCGCGUCGGCAUCUGGAAACAUUCCUCUGAAUAGCAAGUGACAUUGUGCUUCGGUGUUGCGAGGAGUUCUUAAUAAGUCGUCUCAAAGUCAAACUCAAUUGUCAAUUUAAGUGUGCAGUGUGGAACGUAAAUCUAAGCAAACUGGAUACAUUAGGGUUCAAAUAUUUCCAUCAACGGAAAAUGGGCACAGCGGGCGACCGCCUGUUGGAUAUUCCUUGCAAGGUGUGUGGCGAUCGCAGCUCCGGCAAGCACUAUGGAAUCUACAGUUGCGAUGGCUGCUCGGGCUUUUUCAAGCGGAGCAUCCAUCGAAAUCGCAUUUACACCUGUAAAGCUACCGGCGAUCUCAAGGGUCGGUGUCCUGUGGACAAGACCCAUCGCAAUCAGUGUCGCGCGUGUCGUCUGGCCAAAUGCUUUCAAUCAGCUAUGAACAAGGAUGCUGUUCAGCACGAGCGAGGUCCAAGGAAACCAAAGCUGCAUCCGCAACUGCACCAUCACCACCACCAUGCUGCGGCCGCAGCCGCGGCUGCCCACCACGCAGCAGCCGCCCACCAUCACCACCACCACCACCACCAUGCCCACGCCCACGCAGCGGCCGCCCACCACGCUGCCGCCGCCGCAGCGGCUGCCGCUGGCCUGCACCACCACCACCAUGGCGGCCACCUGCCCGUCUCCCUGGUGACGAACGUCUCGGCCUCGUUUAACUACACGCAGCACAUCUCCACCCAUCCGCCCGCGCCGCCCGCUCCGCCAGGUGGCUUCCAGGGGCCAGCCCCGCCCACUGGCCAUCUGCACCACGCCGGUGCUGGACAUCACGGCCCGGCGUUCCAGCAUCCUGGUCCAGCGGGACAUCCCGGACACUCACUGCCGACCCCACAUGCCGCCCUGGCCAGCAGUUCGGGCGGAAACGGAAGCUCGAUCUCGAGCGGCGGAUCCGUGGUGGGCGGUCCCUCGAUGCCCUUCUCCUCGCACUUGCUGCACCACAACCUGAUAGCGGAGGCGGCCAGCAAGCUGCCGGGGAUUACGGCCACAGCCGUGGCGGCCGUGGUCUCGUCCACCACCACGCCGUUCUCUUCGGCGGCACAGGCGGCAUCGCCCGGCAGCAACAACCACAACUACUCGCCUUCGCCCAGCAACUCCAUUCAGUCGAUCUCGAGCAUAGGAUCGCGCAGUGUCGGCGGCGAGGAGGGACUCAGCCUGGGCAGCGAGAGUCCGCGGGUGAACGUGGAUACGGAGACGCCUUCGCCGUCGGCCUCGCCGGCCUUGAGUGCCGGCAGCAUUUCGCCGGCUCCCACGCUGACCACCUCUUCGGGAUCUCCACAGCCCCGCCAGAUGUCGCGGCACAGUCUCAGCGAGGCCACCACGCCCCCCAGUCACGCCUCCCUGCUGAUCCGCACCAGCAACAACAACAACAAUGGGGAGCACAAGCAGUCGAGCUACACAUCCGGAUCGCCGACGCCCACCACGCCCACGCCACCGCCCCUUCGGCCGGGGGGAGGUGCCUCCUGCCCCACGGGCACGAGCUCCAGCGGAUUCCUGGAGCUGCUGCUGAGCCCGGACAAGUGCCAGGAGCUCAUCCAGUACCAGGUGCAGCACAACACACUGCUCUUCCCGCAGCAGCUGCUGGACUCGCGACUGCUCUCCUGGGAGAUGCUGCAGGAGACGACGGCGCGCCUGCUCUUCAUGGCGGUGCGCUGGGUCAAGUGCCUCAUGCCUUUCCAGACGCUCUCCAAGAACGACCAGCACUUGCUGCUCCAGGAGUCUUGGAAGGAGCUCUUCCUGCUCAACCUUGCACAGUGGACUAUUCCCCUGGACCUGACGCCCAUCCUGGAAUCGCCCCUCAUACGGGAGAGGGUGCUGCAGGACGAAGCCACGCAGACGGAGAUGAAGACGAUCCAGGAGAUCCUGUGCCGCUUCCGCCAGAUCACCCCCGAUGGCAGCGAGGUGGGCUGCAUGAAGGCGAUCGCCCUGUUUGCCCCGGAGACCGCCGGCCUGUGCGACGUGCAGCCGGUGGAGAUGCUGCAGGACCAGGCGCAGUGCAUCCUGUCCGACCACGUGCGUCUGCGCUACCCCCGCCAGGCGACCCGCUUCGGAAGGCUGCUGCUCCUGCUGCCGUCGCUCCGAACCAUCCGGGCCGCCACCAUCGAGGCGCUCUUCUUCAAGGAAACCAUCGGCAACGUGCCCAUUGCGCGGCUGCUGCGUGACAUGUACACUAUGGAGCCGGCGCAGGUGGACAAGUGAACCGGUCCCGAAAAGUAAUCAAAAUCGAUUCAGUAGCACCUAACCUGCAAAAAUAUUUGUACACCAAUGCGACCCGAAAAGUAUUCAGAUUCACUGCGGAGCGAAAUGGAAAAGUGGAAAAAUGGAAAAAUGGAGUGAACUUGCCAGCUCGCCCGGGCAGCAACUGCAGAUGCGGCCGUUCGCAGGAGCCAUGUAAUAUAUAUAAAUGUACAAUCCGCGCCCUUCAUUGGCGCUCCGCUGCCGCCGCCCACGUUCCCACACCUUGAUUUAUCGCCAGCAAUGCGUCGCGCUCGCUUUACUUUCGUUCCAUUUUCUAACAUUUUUAUUCCCGUUUUAUUUCAUCUUUUUGGCAGGGUUUUUUCUUUUUGACUGCCUGUGCGGCGCUCUGUAUUUAUCUUUCAUUCGACGUUUUGUCGUCGCUUUUCUAAAAAUUCCCCAUGUUAUUUCAACCUGGCAAGGACCUCCAUUCCCAUCGCCAUUCCCAUCCUCAUUCCCAUGCCCUUGCUUACAAAUCACUCCCCUUUCUGCGGUAUCGAAAUCGUUGUCGCAGAUAUGUUGACUUUUUUCACGCUUUGGCUUUGAAAUACCCUUUAAUAUGGCAAAUAAAUUAAGUUUAACUCAGCUUUUAAAAGAUUUGAUUAAUCAAUAUUCUUGUUUAGCAAGAUUGUCAUCAAUAUUAUCUUUCUUCAGGAAGAAAACGACCAUCCUUCCCCUAGCAUUGAAACCGAUCGUUGUUGCAACAUGGCCUGCCAAUUAUGAUUAUGUAAUUGAGUAUUUUCAAUCAUACAAACCAAAUUUUGCCAGAGCCCGUUCUGACCAAGACUCCAUAUAUCAUCAUAAAUACAGUAACAAUUAACUACUAUUCCACAUACACGCAAUUAUGGCUAAAAGCAUCGAAUAUCUACAAAUUUACACGAUCGUUCCAAGUCUGAUAAUGCGUUAUUGAAACCCAUGUGAGGGCUUAAAUAAAAUUAGAAAAAUAUUUUGCUAUUUAGCCUUUUCAAUAUUUCGGCGCAUUUUCGGAUACUGUCUCAUACUAAAGGGUAUUUAAAAUCGUUAUAAGGCCGGUCAUAUCUGAAAAUCUGUCCACUGUCAAGAUUUAAUAUGACUGCCCUUUAUGCAGGAACGUUUUUUAUACCCUCCUACCUCUUUUUCUCAAUUUCCUUUUUUCCUUAUGGGGUAACAUUCCUGAUAGCACGUUUAGUAAUCGUGAAAAUGAAAAAUCAACUUUGCCGCAGGUCAAACGACCAAAUUUAUGUUGCAUGUUAUGCCUCACUGUUACUGUUGUCUCGUUGGUUGCGUCUCUGGCUUGAUGUUUCAGUUAGUUUUAUCUAAUGCAUAUCUAUAUACAAAUGCAUCGAUAAAAAUGGACAUGUAUGCAUCUGCAAUGCGCAUUGAUAAAGUCU